Messenger RNA from Pistacia vera, 453 nucleotides. Its product is annotated as aquaporin NIP2-1-like. The transcript has 2 exons. Bases 50 to 448 code for a protein of 132 amino acids. Gene Ontology annotation, cellular component: membrane. Lineage: Eukaryota; Viridiplantae; Streptophyta; Magnoliopsida; Sapindales; Anacardiaceae. The record is from RefSeq and is a predicted model, not a curated record. Gene Ontology annotation, molecular function: channel activity. Gene Ontology annotation, biological process: transmembrane transport.
UUAUCCUCAUUUAUAUUCUAAACUUUGUUCUUUAUAUCAGUCCAGAAAAAUGGCCACUAUUGGUCCAAAUCUCAGCCACCAAACUGAUCACACAAACCAGGAUGAGCUUGCUUCGGUUCAAAACCCUCAAUCCCACAAGCUCAAACUCUCUCUUCUUUGGCACAAAAAUUACCCUCCGGGCUUUCUCACUAAGGUGUUUGCAGAGAUUAUAGCGACGUAUCUGUUGGUGUUUGUGACAAGUGGCUCGGCUGCUCUGAGUGCAAGUGAUGAACGGAGAGUUUCCAAACUGGGAGCCUCGUUGGCCGGUGGACUUAUCGUGACUGUGAUGAUAUAUGCGGUUGGUCACAUCUCUGGUGCCCACAUGAACCCGGCUGUGACUCUAGCUUUUGCAGCCGUCAGGCAUUUUCCCUGGAAACAAGUACGUACAAUUCACUGGCUUAGCUUCUGAUAUUU